Topomyia yanbarensis is the source of this 6162-nucleotide messenger RNA. Its product is annotated as cytokine receptor-like. The coding region runs from base 2780 to 6142 and encodes 1120 amino acids. NCBI's taxonomy places the organism in Eukaryota, Metazoa, Arthropoda, Insecta, Diptera, Culicidae. Gene Ontology annotation, molecular function: protein binding. The record is from RefSeq and is a predicted model, not a curated record. The transcript is spliced from 11 exons.
AUUGUUUUCAACCAGGAAACUGCACUGUGUUCGUGAGACCGGUCGACAAGAACUCAAUGGCAGCUCAAUAAUUGAAUAUUCAUAAAAUUUAUUUAAUAACUCAGUUUAUUUACAAUCGUCACUAAAGGAUCAUUUGAAUUCGCACUCUUGAUUGAUGAUAUAUUUAUGUGAACAUUGUAUUUUUGGACUUGAUUUUUAUUUAUGUCGAAUUGUUUUGAUAUCAGAAAUUAUCAAUAAGCAGUAUUUGGGUUUUCAAGAAGCUUGAUUAAAUAUAAUACGGAAGGAAGUAGUUUCAUCUGUAUGAACAAAUGAGAGCGGCUUUUAGGAGUACAAAAUGAUGGUAGUUUGUACCGUUCGAGUUUUCUGUAAUUAUUGAGCAAAUACAAUCAGCUAUAAUUUAACGAAUAUUUUUAUUGCAUAUAACACAACACAAAACUAUGCAAUAUGACAACAAGAAAAGAUUUCUUGAUACAAUGCAGAAGAAGGGGAAUUUUCCUGCGCAUAUCUUGAACUAUAUUAGAGGCAUCCACAAACUCCUCGAAGAACGUAGUCAGUCCAUACGAAAACUACAGGGUAUAGUCGAAAGGACUAAGAAGGCUUUGUUAAACGUGGAAAUACAACACACAUUCCAUCGAAUAAAAACACUAAAUCGAGAGUUGGAUAGGAUCAAACACGAUAUCGAAAAUAGCAUCAACGACGACAUAACACAACGUUUCGUAACAACCCAAAACCAAUCAUUCCUCAGUAAAUCCCAAAUUCAAAUACGCAGAACAACCGCAAAAAUCGAAAGAAUAAUAACCAAAUCAGCAGGCAACAAUCAACAUACACCAACAACUAACCAGAGGGCUUUACUUAACACUACCACCAAAUCCGUACCCUCAGAAAUGAUGGCUCUGUUGAGCUUUGGACCAAACUUCUCCCUUCCUGUGUUUCCAAACCAAAUUCCGACAUACCACCUCAUCGCAAACAUCGAGAACAUUCUACGGACUUCUCCCAACAAAUUCAUCCAAGACAAGAAAAGAUGUCUAGUAGCAAAUCAUAUUCAAAAUUAUCUUUCACGAUCACUAUAAAACCAACAGAAAGAUUGCGUCACAGUUUUCUGUCAGAAAGCUGUCAAAGUCACAAAACAAUUUUUAACCGACAACCCAGAUAUAUGCAUCCUAAAGUUUGAUAAAGGAAAAAGAACGGUGAUAAUGGAAACGAAAUAUUACGAUACGAAGAUGCUGUCACUUCUUGAUGAUUCAACUUACAAAGUGCUACCUAGAAAUCCAAACAGCUUGCUUUCAACGCCUAAACAACUCAUUUGUGGAUCGCCUUCUCAAUCUCAAACUCACAUACAAAAGUACAGCCAAUUAUCUGAAACCAUACACAUCCAUCUGCCCACGGAUUUAUGGACAACCCAAGGCUCACAAACCAGGUUUACCGCUCCGCCCGGUAGUACCAAACAUAACAGCCCCGACAUACAAUCUCUCUAAAUACAUUGCCAACAUUCUUCACAGAGCAAUACGCAGUUUCCAAUUCGCCGAAGAAAUCAACCAAGUUACACUCCCCAUGGACUACGUACUAGUAUCCUUCGACGUCGUGUCCUUCUUCACCAACAUACCCAACGAUCUAAUCCUUCACGAUAUUAUAAUGGAGUGGGAAAAUAAUAACCAACAUCAACCUGGAUCUCUUUUUCGAACUAGUAGAAUUUUACCUCAACAACGGUUAUUUCUGCUUUCGAGAAAAAUUCUAUAAGCAAACCUUCGGCACCGUCAUGGGCAGCCCUCUUUCGCCUAUCCUUGCAGACAUCAUCAUGGAAAAUUUGCUAAAAACAAUCACCCGCGAGCUUCCUUUCGAAAUUCCUGUCCUACGAAAAUACGUUGAUGAGCUGCUAUUAGCCCUUCCGAAGGACAAGAUAGAUGAGACCCUAGAAAUGUUCAAUGGCUACAACCCACACAUUCAGUUUGUAAAAGAGGAAGAACAAAGAAAUCAGCUCCCAUUCCUAGACACAACAGUGAUUCGCAAUUCAGAUCAAUCGCUAAACACACAAUGGUAUUCAAAAUCUAUCGCAUCUGGCCGAUUAUUUAACUAUUUUUUUCCUUACACCCGAUGCACAUGAAAAUCAACGUCGCCUCCAACUUCAUAAGACGAGUGACAUCCCUCACUACCAACCAAUCGUUUGCCGAACAGAAUAAUUUAAUUUUGCGCCAGAUCGACUAUCCAACAUCACUUAUAAACAGAUUGCUUAGCCAAAAAACCGUUCCACAAUCACCAUCCGAGAGCUCACUGGAUACAAAACAAACCGCCAAAACAGACGAAACAACGUACCGGUCCCUACCAUACAUCCCGAUGCUGACCAACACACUCCUUCGAAGCCUAAAAACAAACUAUCCUAACGUCAAAAUUACCCCAAAAACAAUCAAACCAUCUUCAAUGUUGCUAAACAACAUUAAAGAUCCCAUUGAUCCCUCACUAUGUUGCAAUGUUAUUUACAGCAUCCCAUGUGGUGUGUGUGAGAUGAUAUAUAUUGGUAUGAUGAAAAAUCAACUAAAAACAAGACUUAGCGGGCACCCGACCAAUAUUACAAAAUAUAAUAAAUUGAUCGAAGCAGGAAAAACCAACACAGAUAUCGUUAUGAUCGAAUUUGGAGUAAAAACAGCUGUCAUUCUUCACAGCAUCCAACACCAACACGAUUUUGACUUGACCGCAACCAAAAUUAUCGACAGAACCUAUCACUCAUCAACGUUACCAGUGCUGGAGAUGUGUCAUAUAGUUAACACACCCAACAAGAUGCGCUAUGCAAGACUAUCGUGUGACAACUUCGCUGAUAUUCAUAUAUAUUUAUUCAGUGCUUGGCCUGGGAUGGAUUUCACCACACGCGCCUAUUUAUCGACUAGUGAAUCAAUCUUACAAUAUAAAUUGCACAUUGAAUCGCUCAGAUCCAGAUACGUACAAGUAUACCAGCAACGAUUUGAUGUUUUACAUUAAGGAUACACCUGUGUCUCGACAAAAUGUUAAGAUUGUAAACGAAUCAACUAUUCAGUUGCAAAUUUUUAAUUCAUCAGUUAACGCUCUUCAGUAUAUAUGCAAAUUAAAUAAUACAAAAGGAGUCGACAUGCGAAGCGUUUUUGUCGGAUAUAAACCAUACAACGUGACAAACUUCAAAUGCCGAUCGGAAAAUUGGCAGAAGAUGAACUGUUCCUUUGAGCAAGCAUACAAUCCAAUUCCGACGAAAUAUGAUUUGAGCUUUCGGUUUGAUACAUCUCCUGUAGAUUUCACAUGUCCUCUUGAGGGACAGUUCAACAAUACGUGGAAAUGCUCAGUAGAUUUAGACUCUUCAUAUCGACAAUCACAUGAGCUGUAUUAUUUUGUUUUAGAGUCAAGCAAUGUAUUCGGGAGAAAUCGCCAAGACUUUAUAAUUAAUAAUUUCAACAAUGUUAUUCCCGAAGCACCGUCGGAAUGUACUGUUAGUAACGUUACUUCGAAUAGCGUAAUGUUGCAUUGGACAAUUUCUUACAAGUUGCAAACGUUUAAAAGAGAUUUCAUUUUUCAAAUUAAAAUAUUAUCAAGUUUUGAUAACAAAAUGUGGAAAUUCGUGAAUGUCAGCGGGAUACAUAAAUCAUUGACUAACUAUACACUACCACUCGAAAAUCUGCAAUUCGCUGAUGCCCGAUAUGAUGUCAGAAUAAGAAUGAAAACCGCAACCGCUGAGGAUAUCGAGGAAAUGUGGUCUAAUUAUUCCAGUUGUUUAUUUAACACAUUACCCAGGAGACCAGAUAGUCCACCAGACGUAGCCGUAGGAGGGUUUGAGAUUAACGUGUACAAUGAUAUUUUUGUUUACUGGAAAGAAGUGACCAAAAGCAAACACAACGCAGCGAAUGGAUUUCAGUAUAAGAUUACAAGCAUCACGAGAAACGGAGAGCCAGUCAGUAACGUAACCGAGGGUCGUAAUGGAAGUACUAUGGUCCAGUUUAGAAACAUGACUGAUGGAAAUUAUACAUUCGAAAUACGAAGUUCCAACAACAAGGGUGAUUCGUUACAGUACAGCGAAUUAUUUAUACCGAGUAGAGACUAUCGCGUACCUAAACCUGAAAUUACUAAACUACUGUCAGAUUCGGGCAGGUAUCUUUUGUCGUGGAAGGCAAUUCCGGAACACAUUGCGAAAAUUACUUCAUACACAGUGUUAUGGUGUAAUUCAAGCAGUAAUUCUCCGAAUGAUUGUAAUGGAUCAAUCAAUUUCGACUAUGUGGAUGGAACGGAAAAUAGCUACGAGCUUAAUAAUGUAAGUUCUACAUUAAAUUUUGCUGUAGCGGCGAAUUCUAUGAAUAUUUCCUCUGGUAUGGUUUGGGCAUCAUGUACAGCCACACAAAAGAAUGACAUUGGCAAAUUGAAGACAAUUUGGAUUCCUGCUAUGCAGUCUACUUAUAUUGAUUUGGAAUGGAAGUUAGAAUGUGGCGAUAGCGCCAUAGUAGAAGGAUACAACAUCAUCUAUUGUCCUAUCAAUUCGCCUCGAGAUCAAAGUUGUAAGGAACCCGAAAAAUCUCUCAACAUUACUGGGACAACAUCGCACCGGAUAAGUGGUUUAAAGCCCUACGUUACAUAUAGAAUUCAAGUGGCUAUGUACUCAAAAAUCAGGAUUGGUCCACGAAGUGAUCCUCUUUUCAACACAACGCUAGAAGCAGCACCAUCGCCUCCUAGGGAUUUAAUCUACAAAGAUAUACAGAAUGACUCUGUGACAUUGCAUUGGAAAGCACCACUUCAAAUUAAUGGGGGUAAGAUGAAUUAUGAAGUGUGGUACAAUCAUCUACAUACUAAAGUAUACACGGAAAACUAUACACAUGAUGUUACAUACACGUUGCGACAGUUAGAACCAUUCACAAGUUAUAAGAUUAUCGUUCGUGCUUACACUAUUGGCUUUUCGAACAAUUCAAAUUCCGUUGACAUAACGACUGAGAUUGGUAAACCCGGUACUAUGCAUCAGCCAGGCUCAGUGGAUUUAAAUGAUACCCGAUUAUCAAUUGUGUGGCAAACACCUGAACGCAAAGCAGGUUGUAUAGAAUAUUAUGAACUUAAAAUUAAGACAAACGUACAGAACGAAGAUGCAGCAACUAUAAUACGCGUGAAAGGCAAUCGAUGUCGGCUUACAAGAUCUAUUUGUCAGCUUGGCACAGUAGACUCCAAUCGUACCGACAAAUAUGAAUUUUCUGUUCGCGCAGUCAACGUUAUUCUUAGCCCACAUGCUCCUAACUAUACGAUGUGGAACAAAUUACAUUGUAGUGAAAAAUAUUCAUACUAUUUUGAUCAAGGAGUUAGCACAUCACACAAUUACCACACAUAUCCUAGUGCAGUAGAAUGUGAGGUUCAUGACCAGGAGGUCUCUUUUAUCAAUUGGACUAGAAUUGAUCAAUACGCUACAAUUAUGCAUGGUGAGUGGUCAAAACCUCUCGCGCAUUGGUGUAACUAUGGCCCUGAGCAGUCAUUAUUUAUGAUUUUCUUCCAAGUCAUCACUGCAUCGUCUGGUUUAGUCGUAGUAAUGGCAUGCACUUGCAUGAUUAUGAAAAAGAUGAAGCGUAUCAAGAAUAUACAAGUUGUAUUACCUGAUGCGUUGAAAGAAAUUGUUUCAGAAAAUGCAGAUAUAACGCAAAAACACUGUUGUUUCGGUGAUCACGAACAUUACAAUGAAUCGUCGGACAAUGAACCAGCGGAUAACAUUCGAGAUGAUACUCUUCUUCCAUUUGCGACGCAACAUAGAUAUGAAGAAAAUAACUUGCGCGUGUCUGAGGAUACAGCCAGUCUCGGAUCUACAGAAGAAAUGGUACCAAAUGACAUUGAUUUGCUAACACUUUCAGAUGACUAUAAAUCGCAAUACCAUUUAUCUAUUGACAAUGCGUUGCCCCAACAUACAAUAAAUGAGGAAUCGGCCGAAAGUGUGAAAAGUAUGCAUGUGGUAAACUUUUUGAGCAUUGGUGCUUCAGGAUACGUUUUAGCACCUGUGCCGAAAAAUAGCGCAAACGGAUAUGUGCAAGCACCUGUACUUAAGCCUCCCCGUCCUGAAUAUAUGCUUUCCAAGAUACCGGCAACAGUAGCUACAGACACGGAUUGUAUUUCAGGAUAUGUAACACAUAAACAGCUCUCAGAUUAUGGUCACAAGAUGCAAUAAAAGUGAAAGUGUGUAAAUAG